UGUUGCAGUUGCAGUUGCAGGUAUGACAGCAGAUGCUGGUAUUUUAAUAAACAGUGCUAGAAUACAAGCACAGAACUACUUAAAGACAUAUAAUGAAGAGAUCCCAGUUGAACUAUUGGUGCGUCGUCUUUGUGAUAUAAAACAAGGUUAUACACAACACGGUGGUUUAAGACCAUUUGGUGUUUCUUUCAUCUAUGCUGGUUAUGACGAAAGAUACGAUUAUCAAUUAUACACAUCUAAUCCAUCUGGUAAUUAUUCUGGUUGGAAAGCUACAAGUAUUGGUGCUAACAAUGCUGCUGCUCAAACAUUAUUAAAACAAGAUUAUAAGAAUGAUAUCACUUUGAAUCAAGCUUCAGAAUUAGCAUUGAAGGUUCUUUCGAAAACAAUGGAUACCACCACAUUAUCAAGUGAAAAAAUAGAGUUUGCUACAAUUCAAAAGGAUAAAAAUGGGAAAAUCUAUCAACGUUUAUGGAAACCAGCUGAAAUCGAAGCAUUAUUAAACGAGACUGGUAUCACUAAAAAAGAGGAUGAUGAAGAAUAAACGUUGUGAAAGAUCAUUUCUAUUAGAGCUUUUUGUAUAAAUCUGCCUAUUCCAAUCAUGAAUUUCUGUUACUUCGAUUCUUGGAAGUUGUAGUUUUCAUCAGCUAUGUGAUUUAUAGCAGCCUCGUCGCGAAUGGUCAAAAAAAUUAAAUAUGAAAACAAAAACAAUAAA
Hansenula anomala is the source of this 712-nucleotide messenger RNA. It is a transcript of the gene PRE9, whose product is annotated as proteasome core particle subunit alpha 3. The coding region runs from base 23 to 541 and encodes 172 amino acids. NCBI's taxonomy places the organism in Eukaryota, Fungi, Ascomycota, Saccharomycetes, Phaffomycetales, Wickerhamomycetaceae. Gene Ontology annotation, cellular component: proteasome core complex; nucleus; proteasome core complex, alpha-subunit complex. The transcript has a single exon. The record is from RefSeq and is a predicted model, not a curated record.